Messenger RNA from Cooperia oncophora, 624 nucleotides. The record is from the annotation of a GenBank genome assembly. Lineage: Eukaryota; Metazoa; Nematoda; Chromadorea; Rhabditida; Trichostrongylidae.
AUGAACAAACUCGUUCAAGAAGUCGCUCGCCAAACUCAAUUGAACGCAGCCGAGGUGAAGGAAGUGAUUUCACGGGUCUACGGAGAUUUCAACAAACUGCGCCAAGACCGAAAAGCCAUGCAGGACGCCUAUGUAACGUGCACAUCAUCGGACCUAUUUGCAAACUAUGGAUGCUACAAAUAUCUCGAGUAUAACCAGCAGCACGAUAAAUCCACAUAUGCAUAUCGUUUCGACUACACUAGUCGAAACAUCUGGGGAUGGCUAGCUGUGAUGGUGCCUUAUUUGACUGGAACGCACUGUUCGGAGAUCAUCUAUCUGUUUGACUGCAACUAUUUCUCUGCGCCACUGCCGAUGACGAAAAAGGAUCGAAAGAUCAGCAAAAUGAUCAGCAGCAGUUUCAUGCAGUUUGUGAAGACCGGUAGCCCUAACGCCUCACACCUACCUUUCAAAUGGGAGCCUGUGACAAACGCAGACGAAAUACGUUCACUGGCCAUCAGUGACAAGCCAGUCAUGACCGGCGAGAUUUUUGACAACCGCAUCCAACGAAUCGAAGAGUGCCUGAAAGAGAUCCUUCCUCGACGAUCUCGAGAGCAGUCGUCUUACUGUCUCAUGGAGAUGCCAUGA